AUGACCAUGGCCUUCGCUACUAUCGAUGUGCAACGCACGACGAUGAUCGACGGGUCGUGCGCACGAUCGAAGGUCGUGCCCGCCAUAGUCAGAGGAGGAGACGGGGUGCCCGACUGCGCGGCGACAAGCUCGCGCUUGAGUAGUUUGAUCUCUGCCGUGGCGUCCUCCAGCUGGCGAGACUGCGGUUUGCCUGUGUAUUCGAUGGGCGCCCGCGUCUUCUCCACUUCCGCACUAAGAGCCGAGCGCGUCGCAACCAUGCGGUUCGAAGAGUCCGACAGGGAUUUGAUGACCGAAGUCUGGAUGCCCGCGAUGUCGCUCGCGAGUGAGGAGCUGAUGCUCUCGAUGUAG
Messenger RNA from Prorocentrum cordatum, 348 nucleotides. The record is from the annotation of a GenBank genome assembly. Lineage: Eukaryota; Dinophyceae; Prorocentrales; Prorocentraceae.